Molecule: messenger RNA, 1656 nt
Organism: Penicillium samsonianum
Lineage: Eukaryota; Fungi; Ascomycota; Eurotiomycetes; Eurotiales; Aspergillaceae
Product: Amino acid/polyamine transporter I
Exons: 4
Coding region: 1-1656 (551 amino acids)
Biological process (GO): amino acid transmembrane transport
Cellular component (GO): membrane
Molecular function (GO): amino acid transmembrane transporter activity
Source: RefSeq, a predicted model, not a curated record
AUGACCGCAAUGGACUCAGACGUCGAGAAGAAAGCAGCCACUACCGUGGAGCCAGCUGAAAGUCUCCCUUCAGCUCAUGAUGAUUUGCAGGUCGGUGAAAUCAACCCGCUGAAGCGGAAUCUGAAGAACCGCCAUAUGCAGAUGAUCGCUGUUGGUGGCGCUAUUGGAGCUGGCCUUUUCGUUAGUACGGGGUCUGCUCUCCGCGAGGGCGGGCCUGGAGCUUUGUUACUAUGCUACUUGAUCGUUGGAGGAAUGCUUCUUCUUACAAUCCAGGCCCUGGGCGAAUUGGCCGUACUAUAUCCCGUGAACGGAGCCUUUUUCACAUACUGCGUCCGGUUUAUUAGUCCAGCCUGGGGAUUCGCUGUCGGCUGGGACUACGCUAUUGGAUGGCUCAUCAUUCUUCCCUUCGAACUCACAGCCGCGAGUUUAACAAUUCAGUACUGGAGUGAAAGCUUGAACAGUGGAAUUUGGGUGGCAGUCUUUCUGGUCGCUCUAACUGCAAUCCAGUUCUUUGGGGUUCGAGGCUACGGAGAAGUCGAAUUUGUGCUAGGAAUGAUCAAGGUCACUGCUGUAAUUGGCUUCAUUAUCCUCGGAAUUGUGAUCGAUUGCGGUGGAGCCCCAAAAGGGGGUUACAUAGGAGCUCGUUACUGGAAUGAUCCUGGUGCAUUCACAGACUUCAAGGGGUUCUGUUCGGUCUUUGUGACAGCAGCCUUUGCCUUCGGUGGCACAGAAAUGGCUGGCCUUGCUGCUGCAGAGGCAGCAAACCCUGCGAAGUCUAUCCCCAAAGCAUCCAAGCAGGUUUUCUGGCGCAUCAUGAUCUUCUAUGUCCUGGGUACCUUUAUAGUUGGCCUGAUUGUGCCUUCCAACGCCGACUGGCUUCUUGGGGCAUCUGGCGCCAAUACAAAGGCUUCUCCAUUUGUCGUAUCAAUCAAGAAUGCCGGUAUCUCUGGGUUGCCCUCUGUCAUGAAUGCAAUCAUUACUAUUUCGGUCAUUAGUGUCGCCAACUCCGCGACAUAUGGCUCAAGCCGCACUAUCCAGGCUCUCGCUUCACGUGGAAUGGCACCCAGAUUUAUGGCAUUUAUUGACAAGGGGGGUCGGCCUCUUUACUGUAUUAUUCUGCAGAUUGCUUUUGGUUUGCUCGCCUUUAUCAAUGAGGCACCAUCUGGAAGCACUAUUUUUGACUGGCUUCUUGCCUUGUCUGGUAUCUCUGACUUCUUCAUCUGGGGAAGCAUCUGCCUUGCCCAUAUCCGCUUCCGUUCCGCUUGGUCACACAACGGGCGCACCGUACAGGAGCUUACCUAUUCCGCCCCCUUCGGUGUGGUUGGGAGCUAUAUCGGUCUAGGUCUCAACAUCUUGUGUCUCAUCGCGGAAUUUUAUGUCUCUGUGGCUUCAAAAGAUGCAGAGACGUUUUUCAUGAACUAUCUUGCUGCGCCACUUGUGAUACUACUUUUCGCCUUCUGGCUUCUUUACACCAGGUGGAAUAAAGACCCCAAUCUCGACCGUGGAGGCUGGUUCAUCCCAAUUGGGAAGUUGGACAUUGACAGCUUUAUAAGGGACUCUGCUCUCGAUGUGGACCUUCCACCAAGAGUCGAAUAUCCCACUUGGGGUGCUUGGUUCAAAGCUGCUCCUAUGCGUAUAGUUCGCUCAUUGUUUUGA